AGGAUUUAGGAGAAUGUGGGGUGGAGAGAUGAGGGUUUCACUAUCUUUCCUGGGAGUGGAGUGAGCUCUUUCUUUCUUUCUUUUUUUUUUAAAUCAACCUUAAAUCCCAGCUGUGAUCAUUUUCACUUUCAGUUCACUCCUGCAGCUGGACUGAGUCGGUCUAGUUAAAUCAGAAUAUCCCAUGGAAGCACAGAAGGGCUUAGGCAAGAAAAGGAGGUUACUAGCUGAGCACACUCACUUUCACUAAAGGUAGGGGUAGGCUUCAGGGUAAGGCUCUUCUCUUUGAAUGUCCAGAUGACUUGUUUACCAGGCUGGUUAUGCCAUAAUUACAGCUGUAUAGAUUCAGUUCCCUUCUAUUCCUCUGGGGAAGAAAAGAGAAAUAAUAUGGAGUCUGGUUACUAAAAUUGGGUCCUGUUUACAGAUAGGAAGGCAAAAAAAGGAGGGUGGGCAAAAGAGUACAAAAAUGGAGUCCAGGGACUUACUAGCUGUUUUCCCAAAGCUAAAGGAGAAAGGGUUAAGAAGGGCAUUGGCGAUAUUUUCCUAGUUAAACCCAGGUCACUGAGUGUUAGAGCCAGAGCAGUAGGGACCCAAGUGUCACCAGACUGGACGGAUGGGAUCUGGAAGCCUUAGAGCCUUGUAUGGACCUCAUUUGGCUAUGGCAACCUCAGUUACUUUAGUUCAUUUUCUUUGUUGUUGGAUAAAGCGUUAUGGAUGUUGGAAAGGACUAAACAGUCUUAAGGGAAACCCUUUGGAUAUUCAUGCAGAUAAGGCACCAGCUUGUUUUCUAGGUUAACUCAAGGGACACAAGUGAAGGUUGGUUGUUUUUUUUUUUUCCUCUUGGACAAUUAGAUCAUUGCCUCCCCGCCCCCCUUUGCAUUUUUCAUCGUUAGAAACCUAUAAUUUCGUGUAGCACUCAGCCUGUGCAUAGGAAAUGCGUAAGCCCAGGUUGAACGGGGAUGGUCCCUACAGAUUUUGAAAAAUUCAGAUCCACCGCACCGGAGUCAGGCACAUCCUUCAGAGCCUGGACUCCCACAACUCCAGACGUCUCAGCUUCCAGGAGCCUCGUCUGCCUUUGUCAGGUCUGUCGGGGGCGGCCAUUGGCAGAGAAACGUCACGUGACGGAGGGGGUUGCCAAUGUUCGGCUUCAAGGGUGUCAAGACCCUGUCAGUGUGUGAAAUAAAUACUGGGAUACAACGAAAUGCAAAAAGCGACCUACUACGACAGUGCGGCGAUCUAUGGCGGCUACCCCUACCAAGGAGCAAACGGUUUCACUUAUAAUGCGAAUCAUCAGCAAUAUCCUCCGCCUUCGGCGCUGGUGGAAAGCGAAUACCAUCGGCCGGCCUGCUCCCUGCAGUCCCCUGGCACCGCUGUGGCCCGCCACAAGGCCAAUGACAUCCACGAGAGUUGCCUGAGAACCAUCGGGGUCCAGGGUGGCCAGGCUCAGGGCCUUCCCGAAUCGCAGCAGCCCCCGCAGCAGCCCCAGCAGCAGCAGCAGGCUCCACCACCCCCGUCCCAACAGCCCCAGCAGCCGUCUCAGCCCCCUGUUCCUUCAACUCCAUCAUCCUCACAGCCCCCUCCCUCUGUCUCACCACCUCAAAAUGCCAGCAGCAACCCAGCCCCCACCAAGAGUCCCAUGCUCAAUUCUCCUACCAUGUCCAAACAAAUCUUUCCCUGGAUGAAAGAGUCUCGUCAAAACACAAAGCAGAAAAACAGCAGCUCCAGUUCAGGUGAGAGUUGCGCUGGCGAUAAAAGCCCCCCGGGGCAGGCGUCAUCCAAGAGGGCUCGAACAGCUUACACAAGUGCCCAGCUGGUGGAGCUGGAGAAGGAAUUUCACUUCAAUCGGUAUCUGUGUAGGCCCAGGAGGGUCGAGAUGGCCAACUUGCUCAACCUUACGGAGAGACAGAUCAAAAUCUGGUUUCAGAACCGCAGGAUGAAAUAUAAAAAGGAUCAGAAGGGCAAGGGCAUGAUGACGUCCUCUGGAGGGCAGUCCCCCAGCCGCAGCCCGGUUCCUCCUGGGGCUGGGGGGUACCUAAACUCUAUGCAUUCUCUGGUCAACAGUGUUCCCUACGAGCCCCAGUCGCCCCCGUCCUUUAGCAAGCCUCAUCAGAACACCUAUGGCCUCCCCAACUCCUACUCAGCUGCCCUUAACAGCUGCCCACCUCCUCAGAAGCGGUACUCGGGGACUGCCUCGGUCACUCCAGAUUAUGACCCUCACUCCCUCCAAGGCAACGGUAGUUAUGGGACCCCACACUUACAGGGAAGCCCCGUCUUCGUUGGGGGCAACUAUGUGGAUCCCAUGAGUAAUUCCGGGUCUUCCAUCUUUGGUCUGACUCAUCUCCCCCAUCCCGUCUCAGCCAACAUGGACUAUGGGGGGGCUGGGACCAUAGCCAACAACCAUCAUCACGGACCUUGUGAGCCCCACCCCACCUACACAGACCUUACAGCUCACCAUCCUUCUCAGGGAAGAAUUCAGGAGGCGCCCAAACUGACCCAUCUGUGAUGGACCUUGGGGUUGAGUGAACACAAAGUCAACCCACUUCUCUCUUUUUAGUUCUGUUGGGUUUUUUUUUUUUUUGCUUUCUUUUUUU
This is a messenger RNA of Vombatus ursinus (common wombat), 2588 nucleotides long. Its product is annotated as homeobox protein Hox-A3-like. The coding region runs from base 1199 to 2500 and encodes 433 amino acids. Gene Ontology annotation, molecular function: DNA-binding transcription factor activity, RNA polymerase II-specific; RNA polymerase II cis-regulatory region sequence-specific DNA binding. The transcript is spliced from 3 exons. Lineage: Eukaryota; Metazoa; Chordata; Mammalia; Diprotodontia; Vombatidae. Gene Ontology annotation, biological process: regulation of transcription by RNA polymerase II. Gene Ontology annotation, cellular component: nucleus. The record is from RefSeq and is a predicted model, not a curated record.